ACGUUUCGUGCUGGUGACGUAAAAAGGUCUUUGGUCACCAACGCCAUUUUCUUGUCGCCGUCAGCGGGGAGAAAGGGCUGGUUAAGGCCGCUUGUAAACUACAAAAGAGUGGAGACUUGCUCUUUCGCCGUGAUAUUACGCGAGGAAACCAGCUCGCCGCAUGAGUUAAUGGACUGCCUGCUGCUCGAUGCGUACCCUCGCGACAAAGUUGGUGUAGCUUUCCCCCGGUCGAAGAUGGACGACAGUGCGGCGAGGGAAGAUGCCUGCCAAGAGUAUCAGUCCUCGCUGGAAGACCUCACGUUCAACAGCAAGCCGCACAUCAACAUGCUGACCAUUCUGGCCGAGGAAAACGUCAACUUCGCCAAGGAUAUCGUCGCGAUAAUUGAAGCACAAAUAAGCAAGGCCCCAGCAGCUGAGAAGCUUCCAGUUUUGUACUUAGUGGAUUCCAUAGUGAAGAAUGUUGGAGGAGAGUACCUCGCAGUGUUUGCUAAAAACCUAAUCACUUCAUUUAUAUGUGUCUUUGAAAAGGUGGAUGAGAACACAAGAAAGAGUUUGUUCAAGUUGCGAUCAACAUGGGACGAGAUUUUCCCUCUGAAGAAACUGUAUGCACUAGACGUACGUGUCAACUCUGUGGAUCCGGCGUGGCCCAUCAAGCCUCUGCCGCCUACAGUCAAUGCCAGCAUCCAUGUCAACCCAAAGUUUUUAAAACAGUCCGAGGAGGCCCCUUCUCGGCCUACACCCUCACAACUGCCUCCGCCAGUAAUUCAGUCCAGCUUGACUCAAGAGCAGAUGAUCAGACAGCAGCUAUUGGCCAAGCAGAAGCAGCUUCUUGAGCUUCAGCAGAAGAAGAUUGAGCUGGAACUGGAGCAGACCAAAGCACAGCUGGUGGGAGGAUUUUCAUUAUUAACACCAACCCCAGUACCGCUCGUGACAUCACCGAAGCCAGUUGGGCAGCCUACCCCUGUGGUUCGACCCAUGAUUGCGCCUCAGCCUCCAAGUGACCCUAAAUUACCCACUAGAGACCCGCGUCUGAACCGCAUAGGACCCCCAGGACCUUUGAAAAACAAAGCGCAGCCUGCUGAGCAAAAGGAAGUCCCUCCUACAAUAGUAAUGCCUGUUGUAACGCCAGAGAAACGAGCAGCUGAAAAAACACUUCAUUCAGAAAAGGGAUGCAUCCCAAGAAAGGAUGAGAAGCUCAACACAAAGUCUCCUCCAAUCACUAAAAAUGUUCAGAUUAAAAACAAGCAUCCUGAAGUUGAGAGCCACAAGUCGACAGACAGCACAAAGAAAGACCCCCGUUUGAAAAAACGUGUCCUGGACAAGGCCGGAGAUGGCAAAGAUGAUGAGCAAAAGGAGAAGAAAAGAUGCAGCGACAAGCGAGAUGAGUCGGCACGGUUCACCGAGGUGCCAAAAGCCUAUAGAGGAAGGCUGCAGAACGGCCUGGUGACCAAACGUGAGCACAGCGAGUCUGCAGAGAAGGUCGGCGGCAAUGCCCGAACACAUGCCAGAAAACGCACACGCUCUAGGUCCAAAUCGCGCUCUCCGAACUCUCCAAAGAGAAAAGGCAGAAGGUCACCCAAGAGCAGAACCAGGAGUACCUCCUUAUCACCGUCGCCAUCGCACAAGGCAGGAAAACCCAGGAGGUUCAGGGGUGAUGAACCAGCGCAUGGAAAGAACACAAGAGAUGAUCGACCGGCGCCCAAGAAAAACCAGGUGGAGAGCAGGCGCUCCAAGACGCCGGUGGAUGAGCGCAAGCCGCCAGUGGAGGAGCGCAAGCCGCCGGUGGAGGAGCGCAAGCCGCCGGUGGAGGAGCGCAAGACGCCGGUGGAGGAGCGCAAGACGCCGGUGGAGGAGCGCAAGACGCCGGUGGAGGAGCGCAAGCUGCCGGUGGAGGAGCGCAAGCUGCCGGUGGAGGAGCGCAAGCUGCCGGUGGAGGAGCGCAAGCUGCCGGUGGAGGAGCGCAAGACGCCGGUGGGGGAGCGCAAGAAGCCGGUGGAGGAGCGCCGUUCCAAGACCCCGGUGAACGAGCGGCGCUCAUCCUCCAGGACGCCCGUGGAUGAGCGCCGCUCGUCCUCCAAGACGCCCGUGGGUGAGCGCCGCUCGUCCUCCAAGACGCCCGUGGACGAGCGCCGCUCGUCUUCCAAGACGCUCGUGGACGAGCGCCGCUCCAAGUCCAGAGAGUCUCCACGGAGCCACGACGGAGGCAGUAACCAGGCCAAAGAUCCUCUCCGCUGGAGGAGUGGCUGGGAUGAGAACAAACAUCUUAAGCCUGGAGACUCGCACACAAAGCAGGGACCCCAGAGGCACAAAACCUACAACACUCCAACCCGACCCACCACCCCCCGUACCCCGAAACACCGUCUCAGUGUGGACGCCAACCUUCAGAUACCUGAAGUCCUCAACUCUGCGUCCAAGAAAGACCUGCUCAGAAGAGCAAGCAAGAGCUUGGAGAGUGGUGAGAUUUCACAGGAGGACUUCCUGAAUAUGGCCCAUAAGAUCAAGAACUUCUUCCAGUAUCAGGAGGAGAAGCAACAGCAUCCAGAAAAUUGGGACGCUGCCGCAAACUUUUCUGCCAGGAAGACAUUGCUGGCCAUACCUCCUGAGCCCCUGGACCAGGCUCAGUUGACUUACUUUGAGCACAAGUCCAAGCUGAGGAAGACGCAGGUGGCGCACCGCACCGCCGGGGAAGACUGGGAUGGUUUGGAGGAAUGUGAAGGACCAGGCAGGGCACCACGGGAUCAAGAAGAGAGGAGAAGCAUAGAACGCGAGGAAUCCAGACCUCCGCUCGCCCCCAUGAUAGAGGAAUACAACCAUGGCAAAGAGUUCCCCGCGCUUAAAUCUCUGCCAGGCCUUCGCUUCAGAAGGAGGGCUGACCCCAGAGAGUCCAGCGAAAGAGAGUGGAACUCCCCCUUGACUGAGCGUCAACGUGAGGAACAGAAGAGCGGCUAUGACGCUCCCCGGCGGUACGCCCCGUCAGCCGAGUCCAGGCAUCCUGACCCACGGCGUCUGGAUGGACCAUCCCACCCCAGCGGCCUGGUUGUCAGGAACUGUCCGAGCCCGUGUGCUCUGGAAACUCCGCUCACGGUGUUUGAGCGUGAACGCCUGUCACCGCUCCACCAGAAAGACAUGGCGGACAUGAGCCCUGUUCCACGCUUUGAGAGUCCCAACAGUGAACACUCAGAUGACGGGCCGCUCCCUUCCGAACCACUCCUCGCCCCUCAAUCCAUCCUCCAGGGGCCUGUGCUUGGUGCGCUGUUGUCUAAUAUUCAUCAGUCAAGUAAUUCCCCAGGACACACCCCUCCGCACGAAGGUGGCCCCCCACUUCCCUGCUUUGACGCUCCUGGAAACAUGGGCCCGUCGAGACCAAACCCUCCAGGCUGGUACAAUGAGCAAUCCCACUUUGAGAGUCUUCACACAGGCAGGCCCAUUCAUCACAACAUGCCAGAGAGGUUUAACGGACCACACAUUCCACAGGGACCAUUGAGAAGUACGGACAAUAUGGGUCGCUUUGACGGUCAUUUGGGCCCCCAAAGGUUUGAUGUACCGGGCCCUGGGCACUUUGACAAUGCAGUCCAAUGCUUUGACAACAACCUGGGUCCCGGUCCUGUACCAAUGGGCUUGCAGCAGCAGAGGCCAAUACCCUUUGAGAACCCUGCAUUGCGGUUGGAAGGCUCUGUCAUUCCAAUAUGUUAUGAGGCACCCGGCCAGCCGGGACCACGGUUUGACCUAUCUCCUCAGGGCUCGCACUUUGACGGGCCAACCAGCCAGCAGGGCCCCCUAAGGUUCACGUCCAUACCGAUGGGGCCGAUGCCUCCUCCCAUGUACGAUAACAAUAUCCCCCCUCAUCAAAACUUCCCAAUGGCCCAGCAGCCAUUCCCGGACGCCAUCAACCCUCAGUUCCACCCUGCCCCAAUGGCGUUCUCCACACCGCCGAGCUUGCAGCCCACGGCUAACUUUAACAUCCUGCCCGGGCCUGCGUUCAGCCAGCCGGGCGCUGACCCCUUCUUCAACCCCGCCGUAGCUUCAGUCAACAUGCAGCCGACGGUGAACGUGUUGAACAUGAACCAACCUUUCCUGCCUCAGAACCCAGCGCCUUUUGCACAGCCAGUCCCCCAAAUGCCCCCAACAGAGAACCACUUCGGUCAGGUUGACGUCAACGACUUGCUUUCCAAACUCGUCUCCACCGGCAUCAUCAAAGGGUCGCAGCCCGAAACGACAGCCCCCAUGUGCGAGUUACCUUCAGCGGGACCAGAGGCGCCUCCUGUAGAGGAGGAAGAGGAGGACGAGGUGGAGGAUGAUUUCCCCGACCUCACCAACUUCAAGCUCGACGAUAUGAAACAACGUUACGAGAGCGUCGUGACCAAACUGUACUCGGGUAACCAGUGCUGCUUGUGCAGCAUGAGGUUCACAGCCGCACAGACUGACCUGUACGCUGACCACCUGGACUGGCACUUCAGGCAGAACCAUGCUGGCAAGGUGGCCGGCAAAAAGAUCACGCACCGCCGCUGGUAUUACGGCCUCACGGACUGGAUUGAGUUUGAGGAGAUAGCCGACCUGGAGGAGCGAGCCAAGAGCUUGUUCUUUGAGAAGGAGACUGAGGAGGAGGUACAGAAGAACCAGGCGGCGGCCAAAGAGAAGGAGUUUCAGAGUGUCAAGGCCGCUAAAGAUCAGGUCGCAGAGUUGUGCGAAAUCUGCCAGGAGCCUUUCGAGACAUACUGGGUGGAGGAAGAGGAGGACUGGUUCCUCAAGAAUGCCAUUAGAGUCGACGAUAAGAACUUCCAUCCUUCCUGUUUCGAAGACUAUAAAAACACAUCUUUGUACAUGGAUGUAACGCCAUCGCCCAACAAGGUGCUGAGCGAACACCCACUGGGCAUCUUCAUAAAGGCCGAGAAAGAUGACAAUUCACAGUGUUGCACCUUUGAGGCCUCGAUCAAGCAGGAAGCUGAUCCUGAGGAGGGUGAAGGCGAGCAACCAGCGAAGAGGCAGAAAGUAGAGGAGCUGCUUUUAACAGAUUUGCAAUCAGAAGAGGACAGACUGUGAUCAGCUUUUCAGCUGCUCUUUUUCUUUGUUUUGAAGGAAAAAGUCUUUGGUUGAUCGGCGAUUUAACUUGAAUACAUUUUGGUAUUUGUGCCGAGCACUUCACACUGCUGCUGCUUCGAUAAGUGGAAUUUUUCAUUUUCGGGCUCAACGUGUACAUGAUUUAAUUUAUACAUUAAAGUAUUUUUGGAAUCUCUGGUGUACCAGUGAUUUGAAUGAAAACAACUGGUCUAAGUUGUAGUUUGGAUAACUCCUCAUUUGCAUGAGUUGAUGAUGGGCAGUUGCACGGGUUCAGUUUAUGGCCACGAUGAAGGUAAGCAUCAAUCCAUUGGUCCAUGGAAGAUCACUUGGUCAACAAAGUUGCAGGCCAUUUUUUCGGUGUUCGGUUUCAAUAAAGAUUCAGAAACUUUUUGUGUGAUUGUUCUUUGGUUUAAUUGUUCUGAUUUUGAAAUUAAAAAUAAAGGUGUGGUGAAUUUAAA
Molecule: messenger RNA, 5516 nt
Organism: Hippocampus zosterae (dwarf seahorse)
Lineage: Eukaryota; Metazoa; Chordata; Actinopteri; Syngnathiformes; Syngnathidae
Gene: pcf11
Product: PCF11 cleavage and polyadenylation factor subunit
Exons: 17
Coding region: 169-5040 (1623 amino acids)
Biological process (GO): termination of RNA polymerase II transcription
Cellular component (GO): mRNA cleavage factor complex; cytoplasm
Molecular function (GO): mRNA binding; RNA polymerase II complex binding
Source: RefSeq, a predicted model, not a curated record